Leucoraja erinaceus (little skate) is the source of this 1831-nucleotide messenger RNA. Its product is annotated as somatostatin receptor type 1-like. The transcript is spliced from 2 exons. Gene Ontology annotation, molecular function: neuropeptide binding; somatostatin receptor activity. The coding region runs from base 735 to 1814 and encodes 359 amino acids. The record is from RefSeq and is a predicted model, not a curated record. Gene Ontology annotation, cellular component: neuron projection; membrane. Gene Ontology annotation, biological process: cellular response to glucocorticoid stimulus; neuropeptide signaling pathway. Lineage: Eukaryota; Metazoa; Chordata; Chondrichthyes; Rajiformes; Rajidae.
CCCCGCCGACCCACACAGUGUAUGGUACGUGUGACAGCAGGGAAGAUCCAAGCCGGGACAUUUCUCUGUGGAGUCUCCCAUCCCAACUCACUGGCCGGCCCGCUGAGACCGCAGUCCGCAACGCUCCAGAGAUCCCUGCAGCACCUUGAAGACUGAGGACUCACAAUCUCCAGCGGGAAUCCCAUCCCACUGGGACCAUCACUAGGAACCUCUUCCCACUUAAUCCCAGUUGGUCCGCCACUAGAGAAGGUUUAGUUUAGAGAUACAGCGUGGAAACAGGCCCUUUGGCCCACCGAGUCUGCUCCGACCAGCUAACGAAUUCCACAGAUUCACCACCCUCUGGUUUAAGAAAUCCCUCCUCAUCUACUUUCUAAAGGUGCGUCCUUUAAUUCUGAGGCUGUGACCUCUGGUCCUAGACUCUCCCACUAGUGGAAACAUCGUCCCCACAUCCACUCUAUCCCCGCACACUAACGUUAUCCUAGACACACACACUGGGGACAAUUUUACAUUUACUCCAAGACAAUUCACCUACAAACACGCACGACUUUGUAGUGUGGGAGGAAACCGGAGCGCCCGGAGAAAACCCACGCAGGUCACGGGGAGAGAACGUGCAAACUCCGUGCAGACAGCGACCGUGGUCAGGAUCGAACCCGCUGUGGGGCAGCAACUCCACCAGUGUCCCGCUCGAGGGUGGGGAGGGGGAGAGCUACCAUGAAGGAUCUGUAGCUACCACGAUGGAGUUCCCCACGGAUACAUUGCCGACGUCUGUCGCUGCCAACAUGUCGGACCUGGGGAGGGAUCGCAUGGAUUGGGAAACUAUCGUCAUCUCCUCGGUCUAUGCCCUGGUUUGCUGCGUUGGGGUCUUGGGCAACUCUCUGGUAAUCUAUGUCAUCCUGAGGCACACCAAGAUGAAGACCCCCACCAACAUCUACAUCCUCAACCUGGCUGUGGCCGACGAACUCUUCAUGGCCAGCAUGCCCUUUCUGGCCAUCUCGGCCGCCCUCCAGCACUGGCCCUUCGGCCCGUCCGCCUGCAGGCUGGUCCUCAGCAUGGACGGCAUGAACAUGUUCACCAGUGUCUUCUGCCUGACGGUCCUGAGCAUUGACCGCUACCUGGCAGUGGCCCACCCCAUCCGCUCCGCCUCCUACCGGCGCCUGCCAGUGGCCAAGGUGGUCAACCUGCUGGUCUGGGUCCUCUCCCUGCUGGUCAUCACCCCCAUCAUCGUCUUCGCCGACACCCAGCGGACGGAGAGCGGGGCGGUCAUCUGUAACCUCAUCUGGAGCAGGAGGUGGUGGUCCAAGAUCUUCGUGGUCUACACUUUCUUCCUGGGUUUCCUCAUCCCCGUCACGGCCAUCGGCCUCUGCUACUUCCUGAUCGUGGUCAAGAUGCGGCAGGUGGCCCUCAAGGCGGGCUGGGUCCAGCGGAGGAGGUCCGAGCGCAGGAUCACCUGGAUGGUGAUGUUGGUGGUGGUGGUCUUUGCCGUGUGCUGGACCCCCUUCUACACGGUGCAACUGGUCAACGUCUUCUGGUUCCCGCCCCACCCCACCCUGGGCCAGCUGGUCACCGUCCUCAGCUACGCCAACAGUGGGGCCAACCCCAUCCUCUACGCCUUCGUCUCCGACAACUUCCGCCAGUCCUUCCAGAAGAUUCUCUGCGUGCGCUGCCUGGGAGCCGGGCCGGAGGAGCAGGCGGGCGAGUGCGUACUGGCCCUCAACGCCAAAGUGGGCGAGGAGGAGGCCGAGAGCCAGGAGAGACGAGUGUCGGGGGCUGUGUACCCUAACGGGACCUGUACCUCCAGGACCACUGCACUGUAGGGUGUGUGUGUGUGUGU